Molecule: messenger RNA, 456 nt
Organism: Strongyloides ratti
Lineage: Eukaryota; Metazoa; Nematoda; Chromadorea; Rhabditida; Strongyloididae
Exons: 3
Coding region: 1-456 (151 amino acids)
Source: RefSeq, a predicted model, not a curated record
AUGACAUCUAAUGACUCAAAUGAUAAGAGGACAUUAUCUUUGAUCCAAAAUUUGGAAAACCAAUGUUCAGAUUUUAAAAUAUCCCCUAAUUUAAUAAAAGCUUUGGCAGGAUUUACAGCUGCAAUAACUUUUGGUUUUGGAAUAAAAUCAGCUCGGACAGCAUUUGCUUCAAAGGCACUUGCUACAGCAACAAUAUUAACUGUAUCUGGAUUCUCAUUAUUUUUAUUAGGUGUUUCAUUUGCCUUAGAUGUAAAUACACCAAAACAAUUUGGCACUAGAAUGAAAAAUUUAUUUGGUGAUUCUCUUAAAAUUUCAAAAUCAAAUCCCGACUCAAAAGUUUAUAAUAGUUUGACGGAGUUAUUUGAAGAGGUUUCUUCAAAACCAAAUACUGACUCAAAAAAUUGUGAUAAUUUAAAAGAGAUUAUUGAAGAAGUUUCUUCAAAAAAAGAUAGUUAG